UCUGACGGCUGAUGGGCGCGCGAGAGCUUUGGCUUGAGUGGUGGAAUCUGAUGCUAGGGCUGAAUCCGGGCGUGGAUCCUGGGAGCUCUAGCUAGGGUUUGGGAGCGGGGCAGGGAUUCUUGCGGAGAAUGGGCUACGGGCGUGGAUUCUACUGGCAGGCGCUUUUGCGAGCUGGGAGGCUGCUGCUCCAUCUCAAAAUGCCGUAGUACCGUGCCCGCGGGGGAUCGGCAUUGCCGCAAUGCCGGCUGCCACAGCGGCCAAGCUGAUUGUGGAUGCGCUGCUGCAGCGCUUUCUGCCGCUCGCGCGACGCAGGAUCGACACGGCACAGGCACAGGAUGGGCAAUAUCUUCGCGCGUCUGAUGCUGCCUACGAGCAAGUAUUGGAUUCGCUGGCUAUGGUGGCUCGUCACACUCCAAUACCUCUUCUGGAGGCACUUCUUAAAUGGAGAGAAAGUGAAUCCCCGAAAGGAGCCAACGAUGCUUCGACUUUUCAAAGGAAACUGGCCGUGGAGUGUAUAUUUUGCUCAGCGUGUAUACGUUUUGUGGAGUGCUGUCCACAAGAAGGGCUCACAGAAACACUGUGGAAUGGUCUGGAGAAUUUUGUUUUCGAUUGGCUUAUCAAUGCCGACAGAGUUGUUAGCCAGACAGAUUAUCCGUCCUUAUUUGAUCUUCGCGGAUUGCUCUUGGACCUCGUUGCUCAAUUGCUUGGCGCUUUGUCCAGAAUAAGAUUUAGCUCCAUAACUGAGCGUUUCUUUAACGAGUUGAAUACUCGUCGCAUUGAUACGAACGUGACAAGAAGCGAAACAUUAAGCAUCAUCCAUGGAAUGCGGUAUCUCAAGCUCGGGGUUUCAUCACUUGGGGGACUUAAUGCUAGCACGUCAUUUGUAGCCAAAGCCAAUCCUUUGAAUCGAAUGCCAGCGAAGAAGAAGAGUGAACUCCAUCAUGCGUUGUGCAACAUGCUUUCAAGUGUUCUUGCCCCUCUCACAGACGGUGGUAGUGGCCAGUGGCCGCCUGCAGGAGUUGAUCAGGCAUUGACUCUGUGGUAUGAUGCUGUUCUUCGAAUUCGGAACCAGCUUAUGCACUGGAUGGAGAGGCAAAGCAAGCAUGUUAACGUUGGAUACCCUCUUGUUACAAGUCUUUUGUGCCUAGGCGAUCCAGAGUAUUUUAUAAGUUCAUUCAAUCCUCACCUCGAUCAACUGUAUAAACUGUUACGGGAGAAAAAUAACAGAUCGGUAGCAUUGGAAUGUCUUCACAGAGUGCUUCGCUUCUAUUUGAAUGUGUACGCUGAAAGCCAACCGCAAAAUCGGGUAUGGAUGACCUUGCACAGUGUUACAGCUCAAUUGUUGAGCUGUUUGAAAAAAGGCUUUUUUGCGCUGGAUGUUCAACACGAGAAGCUUGUCGACCUUUGCGUGACAAUAGCCGAGAGUAAUCUGGACUUCGCGAUGAAUCACGUGAUAUUGGAACUUCUUCGGACAGAGAACCUUAGCGAGGCUAAAGUCAUCGGUCUGAGAGGACUUUUGGCUAUAGUUUCGUCCACUUCGGCCGAGCAACGUACAGAUGAUUCCCGGCUCUCUUUGACGUCAUUUCGUGGAUCACCGACAUCUUCUUGGUCAUCAGCAACCUCGGCCGUUUUUACGUCAUCUCGUCACAGUGCUGCAGCUCGUGUUGAUAUUCCUUCCAGCACUCAUGAUAUUGGACCAUAUAUACCAAAAGUUCGAGCUGCUCUUGGUUCUAUUAUCAAAGCAUGUCACAGCACUUAUGGGGGUGCAUUGCUUACUUCCUCGAAGGCAACGCUGGAUGCUCUGAGCAAAGAAAAGCCUCAAGGCUGGCUUGUGUUCCGCUGGGCUCUGAAAUGUGUACCACAUUUGAUACCAGAGCAGUGGCGCAACGAUCGGAUGACGGAAAUUAUCCCGGUUUAUGCAAUCAGUGUUGAACCUGGUGUUCGUGAGGAAGCCGUGCAGGUUCUUUUCAGAACUGUUCGGGACCUUCCUCAAAGCCGCUUUGCCGUCAUGCGAGGGAUGGCAAAUUUUAUAUUUCGGCUCCCGGACGAUUUUCCAAUACUGAUCCGGAUUUCUCUGGAUCGUCUCGUACAGCUUUUAAGCUCUUGGCGCGUGUCUCUUUUGGAAGAGCUUUCGGACAGCAAAGACAACUAUAACAAAAGUUCACGUCAUUCGGCACCCUCGGAAGCCCGGUUUCAUCCCUCGGGUUUAGAUGCAGUGGGUCUUAUAUUUCUGUGCUCGGUAGACGUUCAAAUUCGGCAUACGGCUCUGGAACUUUUGAGGGCCGUUCGAGCUCUCUACAAUGAUCUCUCAAGGAUGUCUUCAAAGGAGAAGAACAAUAAAAGGCCACAUCCAGACCAUACUUACGUGAUCGACGUAUUCGAGGAAGCUGGUGACGACAUUGUCCAGCAAUGCUACUGGGACUGUGGAAGAUGGUACGAAAUGAGAAAAGAGUGGGAUGCCAUUCCACCAGAACUAUCGCUGCAAACCGUACUGGAGAGCUCGGACAAAGGUCGUUGGGGACGAUGUUUAAGUGAACUUGUUAAGUAUGCAGCAGAGCUUUGUCCGUCAGCUGUUCAAGGUGCAAGACUGGAAGUGGUUCAGCGGCUUGCACAAAUUACUUCGGUAGAACUCGGCGGGAAGUCAACAACGUCGCACGAUGACAGCAAGCUAGACCAGUGGCUUCUGUAUUCAAUGUUUGCAUGUUCAUGUCCUCCUGAGGACGUGGAGGACACCAAGUCGCACUCUACGAAAGAGUUGCUUCGUCUAAUUUUGCCGUCUUUGAAGUCAGGUUCCGAGACUCAAAUUGUAAGCCUUCCUUCACUCGACCAUUCUGAUGCUUACUUGUACCUGUGUUCAUGUCCCCCACAGAAUGCGGCUACCUUAGCGUUGGGACACUGCCACUGGGAGAUUUGCGAACCAAUGCUCACGGAAUUACGACAGUUUCUGGACGAAAUUGCAACGGAGAUUGAAAGUCGUCCCAAGUGGAAGAGUCAAAAACUUAGGCGAGAAGACAUUCGUGUGCAUGUUGCAAACAUAUACCGAAUGGUGGCAGAUAAUUUUUGGCCUGGUAUGCUGAUACGCAAGCCCGUUCAACGUAUUCAUGUGAUCAAGUUCAUUGAAGACACAGUCAAGUACAUCACGUCAGCGUCUCCGCUGGAGGUUUUCCAAGAUUUGCAACCUCUAAGAUUUUGCCUAGGCUCCGUGCUACGAUCAGUCUCCGUCGAAAUGGUGAAAUCCAACUCGGACCGGUUUGAUCCGCGAACAAGGAAGCGGAUGUUCGAUCUGCUCGCGUCCUGGUGCGACGAUACUACGACUGUCUGGAGCCAAGACGGUGUUAGCGAGUACCGACGGGAAGUGGAGCGGUACAAGUCAUCACAAAACUCCAGGACUAAGGACUCUGUGGAGAGAAUCACUGUAGAGAAGGACGUCAACGAACAGGUGGAUGCAAUCCAGUGGAUCGCUAUGAACGCUAUGGCCGCUCUGUUAUAUGGGCCUUGCUUCGACGACAACGUCAGGAAGAUGAGUGGGAGAAUCAUCGCAUGGAUCAACGGCCUUUUCCUUGAACCGGCCACUAGAAUGCCUAUCGGGUAUUCUCCAGAUCCUCGUACACCACUCCAUAAGUUCGCCAUGGCUGGAGUCUUUGACGUAGUUCACGGUGGUAAGGACAGGCACAAGAGCAAUCCUAUGCGAGUUCAUCUUGCGAAAGUUGCUCUUAUGAACCUCGUUCAGACCAACCUCGAUCUCUUCCCAGCAUGCAUCGACCAGUGCUACUCUUCUGAUCCUUCUAUCGCGGAUGGGUAUUUUUCUGUUCUUGCCGAAGUGUACAUGCGGUACGAGAUACCAAGGUGCGACACCCAAAGACUGUUAAGCCUCAUACUCUACAAGGUUGUGGACCAGUCUCGGAGGAUUAGAGAUGAUGCAUUACAGAUGCUAGAGACUUUAUCCAUCAGGGAAUGGGCUGAGGAUGGGGAAGGAACGGGAAGGUAUCGAGCAGCGGUCGUGGGAAGUUUACCAGAUUCUUACCAACAAUUUCAGUAUCAGCUGUCUGCAAAGCUAGCAAAGGAACAUCCAGAGCUGAGUGAGCUACUUUGCGAGGAGAUCAUGCAAAGGCAGCUGGAUGCAGUGGACAUCAUCGCUCAGCAUCAGGUUCUUACGUGCAUGGCUCCUUGGAUUGAAAACUUGAAGCUCUGGGAAUCGGGAUGGAGUGAGAGACUGCUGAAGAGCCUUUACUACGUAACUUGGCGUCACGGGGAUCAGUUCCCUGAUGAGAUUGAGAAGCUGUGGCGGACAGUGGCAAACAAGAGACGAAAUAUCAGUCCCGUCCUCGACUUUCUGAUAUCUAAGGGCAUUGAAGAUGGUGACUCAACCGCAUCAGGAGAGAUUACUGGAGUUUUUGCGACGUACUUCUCGGUGGCAAAGCGGAUAAGCCUUUACUUGGCUCGAAUAUCACCACAGCAGACAAUAGAUCAUCUCGUCUACGAGUUGGCAGAGAGAAGACUUGAAGAUCAUCCGGAGCAAUCGAAACGAAGUGUAGAUGGAGCGUUUGAGCUUGAAAGCUCUGCUGUUUUGGAGUUCUCGCAAGGACCAGCUCCCGUUCAACUGCUAGAACCGCCGCCGCAUAUGUCACCACUUCUGGUCAGGAGCUCUCUGGAAGGACCACUGAGGAAUGCCAGCGGGAGUUUAAGCUGGAGAACAGCCACAGGUCGGAGUAUGUCGGGUCCUCUGAAUACUAUCCCCGACACGCAUACCGGGAGGUCUGGCCAGCUAUUCACGGGAUCAGGACCCUUGCCAAAUGCUUCGGGCCAGCUUUUGGGAGUUCGUAGUUCCACAGGAAGCGUGAAGAGUCACCACUUAUCGCGUGACAGUGGAGACUAUUUUGACACUCCGAAUUCGGUUGAAGACAUACGUAUCAUUACUCCACCGGUGAACCCGAGCGAGCUGCAGUCGGCUCUUCAGGCCCAUCACCACUGGCUUUCUCGUGCGGACAUUGCUCUGAUACUUUUGGCGGAGAUAGCUUACGAGAAUGACGAAGACUUUCGAAGCCACCUUCCGCUGCUCUUCCACGUUACGUUCGUAUAUAUGGAUAGCUCCGAAGACAUUGUUUUGAAGCAUUGCCAGCAGCUGCUGGUGAAUCUUCUCUACUCGCUAGCGGGACGACAUCUUGAACUUUACGAGCAUGGUGAUGGAGAUUACAAGCAACAAGUCGUGAGCCUGAUCAAGUACGUGCAGUCGAAGAAGGGAAGCAGGAUGUGGGAAAAGGAAUCAAUGUCUUUGACGAGAACGGAGUUGCCAAGUGCUGCUUUACUAUCUGCGCUGGUGCUAAGUGUGGUGGACGCGAUAGUUUUCCAAGGCGACCUUCGGGAGAAAUGGGGGGAGGAGGCUUUGAAAUGGGCUAUGGAGUGCUCAUACCGUCAUCUGGCCUGCCGGUCUCACCAGGUUUACCGUGCACUCCGUCCCAGUGUCACCAGCGAGACGUGUGUUUCACUGCUAAGGUGCCUACAUCGAUGCUUCAGCAAUCCAACUCCUCCAGUGCUGGGAUUCGUCAUGGAGAUCCUCCUGACUCUGCAAGUGAUGGUAGAGAGCAUGGAACCCGAGAAAGUUAUUCUCUAUCCACAGCUCUUCUGGGGCUGUGUGGCCAUGCUGCACACGGACUUCGUCCACGUUUACGUCCAAGUUUUGGAGCUGCUUUCCCGGAUUGUUGAUCGGCUAUCCUUCCACGACCACACCGCCGAACAGGUUCUUCUGUCCAGUAUGCCCAGGGACGAGUUUGAGAGCAGCGAAGGGAAAGGUGACGGGGGAACAGACGCAGACAAAGCUCCGGCGUUUGAAGGAGUGCAGCCGCUGGUUCUCAAGGGACUCAUGUCAACAGUGAGCCAUACGUGUGCUAUCGAGGUGCUGUCGAGGAUAACUCUGCAUUCGUGCGACCGGAUUUUUGGCGACUCGGACACUCGUCUGCUGAUGCACAUCGUGGGCCUCCUGCCUUGGCUCCUGCUUCAGCUCGUAAAAGGACAGAGUCACUUACCCGGUUUCGACUCGCCACUCCAGCAGCAGUUUCAAAAGGCUUGCUCUGUCGCGACAAACAUCGCUCAGUGGUGCGAGGCAAAAUCGCAGGGAGCUCUAGCGGCUGUUUUCUCCGCUUACGGGAAUGGACAAGUCACCGCCAUCGGAGACUUGCUCAACCGUAUAGUACCGUUGCUGUGCAAGGAAUGGUUCCCUCGGCAUUCGGCGCUGGCAUUCGGCCACCUUUUACGUGUUCUGGAGAAAGGACCAGUGGAGUACCAGCGAGUGAUUCUCCUCAUGCUCAGGGCGCUCUUGCAGCACUGUCCGAUGGAUACCGCCCAGAGUCCUCAAGUUUACGCUGCCGUCUCUCAGCUCGUGGAGAGUCCUCUCUGCUGGGAAGCCUUACAUGUUCUAGAGGCGGUUUUGCAAAGCUGCAGCACUUUGCCGGUGGAAGCUACAACUUCCAGCGGACAGGAUGCCACUGCCAACGGACAAGCAGCGACGAGGAGGCUAGACGAAGACAGGCCUGUCGUUGCCUUGCUCUCGCAGACUUCUUUCAAGUCUCGGACAGGUCCCUUCCAUUCCUGGGUUGGCUCUGGUGGAGUUCCUGCGGUGACUGGAAAUCCCGGCAGUGUUGACAUGACGAUGCUUCCAUCGCGCGAGACGGCGCUGCAAAACACCAGGCUGGCACUGGGACGUGUUUUGGAUACUUAUGGCGUGGGAAAGCGCAGGGACUAUCGGCGUCUUGUUCCAUUCGUUAUUAGCAGCGUUCAAGCUGAGCCGCAGCAAAAACACCGGUGACAUCGUUCGUAUAUACUCGAGUAAGAGGAAGAGGAAGAGCGCCUUGGUUUGGAGACAGCUCUUUUUUGUUCGUCCAUAAGGACGCUUUGUACAUUCGAAUCGCAGGAGUUUUGUGUCGGAUAGAGUUUUGAGUAUAUAAAGAGACUUAUAUUGACUGUGUAAAGACGACGCGGAAGCUUGUGCAGCGAGCUGCCACUGGAGGAAAUAACAGCCGAGUUUGAUAAGUUUGGACGCUUUUUGUAACGCCCCAAGCUUCCCCUGCUCGGCAGCCAACCGGGUGUCGUCGAUCACGUCCCUCGUCACCUCCGCGUCCGCCAGUGGUAUGGGGUAGUAGUACCGGCUCAAGUUUUGCAUGGAAGUCGUGAAGAAGCCGGUCAUCUGGGAUCUUAUAUCACCAACCUCGAUGGCUCGGUAGCCAGACGCGACAGCUUCCUGGACGAGGCUAUCUUCCGCGGCCUUGAGCGCCUUGAGCAGCUCCCUCCUCGGCUUGGCCUCACGCUGCACGAACUUGAGAAGCUCUCCAUACGUUCCUUCGCCAACCGGCUUGCUCUCGAAGGGCCCGUGCUUGAGGAACUGUCCGAGGUAGCCGGUCUUCUCGUCGCCGACGAGAGCUCUGGCAGUCUCGGAGAUGUGGUUGAUGAGGUGCGUGCUGAGCCGCUUGUGAGCAAACUCGAGGAUCUCGAACGCAGCAAUCUGCCUGGAGGAGUGGAUGAGCCUCUUGAGGUGCAAGUCGCAGUUGUUCUCGUCCCAGCAACUGAUGAUCCUCUUCAAAGCAGCUCUGUGCUCGUCUUUUCUCGUCAAAGCUGGUGGCGGUGGCGGCCGAAUGAUCAAAGACUGGCUGUUCCAAGUACUCGGAGUUUCGAGCUUGCUCCAGAGAAUGGAUCCUCUCCUGCUUCAAGCUGUUGAGGUAGUCGACUCUUCCCCGGGCCUGCUGCUCCAUGACAUCCAGCUUACUCUUGAUACUCUCCAGCUGCUUGUCCUCCAUGUUCUGGAUGACGCUCCUCAUCGACUCCUGCUUGCUCCCCAGCGACUGGAUGCGGUCCUUGAGCGAGUUCUUCCCCUUGAGCAGCGACUUUAUCUCCGACUCGAGCGUGGAGAAGUUGUCCAAGAGCGACUGCAUCGUAUCGUCGUCCUUGGGCUCGAAUCCUCCAAACGCAGCGGCAGUGACAGCAGCGGAUUCUUCCGGUGGAGCAGUGGCAGCAGAGACGCGAUCUUUGGCGGUGAAACUAGUAGGAUCGAGCGCGGGGCUGGCGAGGGAGUAUGGGCUCAAAGCAUAGGCCCCGGCGGUGGGGGUGGAGGAGUAGGACUUACACGAGGAGUCGGAGAUGGUGCUGGGCACGAGACGGACUCUCUUGGGAAGGACUGCUGUUGCCGAUGGUGAUGGCGAGUGAGAAUGCGAGUCGGAGUGGGAGUGGGAGUGGAGGCCACCAUUCUUCCUGGGACGAGACUGGAUGUCGUACAUUUUCACGCGCUCAUCACAGGAUAGGGCUGGGGGCUUUUAACGGAACGGGCUAACUGCCAACCUGGCACGAAAUAUUAUCUCAUGUUUUAUAACAGAA
Messenger RNA from Selaginella moellendorffii, 8361 nucleotides. Its product is annotated as cell morphogenesis protein PAG1. The transcript has 19 exons. The record is from RefSeq and is a predicted model, not a curated record. Gene Ontology annotation, cellular component: cell cortex; site of polarized growth. The coding region runs from base 239 to 6802 and encodes 2187 amino acids. NCBI's taxonomy places the organism in Eukaryota, Viridiplantae, Streptophyta, Lycopodiopsida, Selaginellales, Selaginellaceae. Gene Ontology annotation, biological process: cell morphogenesis.